Molecule: messenger RNA, 1246 nt
Organism: Numida meleagris (helmeted guineafowl)
Lineage: Eukaryota; Metazoa; Chordata; Aves; Galliformes; Numididae
Gene: UBE2I
Product: ubiquitin conjugating enzyme E2 I
Exons: 8
Coding region: 181-657 (158 amino acids)
Biological process (GO): protein sumoylation
Cellular component (GO): nucleus
Molecular function (GO): SUMO conjugating enzyme activity
Source: RefSeq, a predicted model, not a curated record
GGGAAACUCCGGACCAGAGACAAAGGGGGGGGGAGCAGAGUCGGGAACAUCCGGGUCAUUCGCUGCUGCCUCAAUCCGGGACACACGCGGGUGCUGCGGCCGAGCACGGGUAUUUAGGAGUCUGUCUCUGGUUAGAUGUGCCUGAAGUGACUGCUAUUAAAUCCCUGAGGGACUCUGAAUAUGUCUGGCAUAGCUCUAAGUAGACUUGCACAGGAGAGAAAAGCCUGGAGAAAAGAUCAUCCAUUUGGAUUUGUAGCAGUACCUACAAAAAAUCCAGAUGGCACAAUGAAUCUAAUGAACUGGGAGUGUGCUAUUCCAGGGAAGAAGGGGACACCAUGGGAAGGAGGCUUAUUUAAACUACGGAUGCUUUUCAAGGAUGACUACCCUUCGUCACCCCCAAAAUGUAAAUUUGAACCACCAUUAUUCCACCCAAACGUGUAUCCUUCAGGCACAGUGUGUCUCUCCAUCUUAGAGGAGGAUAAGGACUGGAGGCCAGCAAUCACAAUUAAACAGAUCUUGUUAGGAAUACAAGAACUUCUAAAUGAACCAAAUAUUCAAGACCCAGCUCAAGCAGAGGCGUACACAAUUUACUGCCAAAACAGAGUGGAAUAUGAAAAGAGGGUUCGAGCACAAGCCAAGAAGUUUGCACCAUCAUAAGCAGCAUCUUAAAAAGGAAGGGAUUGGUUUGGCAAGAACUUGUUUACAAAACUUUUGCAAAAUCUAAUGUUGCUAUGUACAAUUAAUAUCCACUUAGGGGAGGGGGUUGUAUGUGUGCCAUUUUCCAUAUUCGCCACUUGUAUACAGUUCUAAAUUUGCUGAAUUGCCCCCAGUUUUUUCAUACAGGGUCUCUUCCUUCAGUCUUUUGUAUUUUUGAUUGUUAUGUAAAACUUGCUUUUAUUUUAAUAUUGAUGUCAGUAUUUCAACUGCUGUAAAAUUAUAAACUUUUAUACUUCUAUAAAUUCACUAGUAUCUCUAGUUACUUUGCUAUCUGAUGCAGGCAUGCUUUAAAAUGUUAGAACUAUAUUUAGCCUUUAGCUGGCUGUAUGGAAAAAAAAUAAAAAUCAUACCCUCUACCCCCUUCCCUCCCUCAAUUUGUUUUUCUAUCUUUCAGAAACUAGGUUGUUAUUGCUUAAGAGCCUCUGAGAUCCAAAGUCAGCCAGCAUCCUUAUUCUGCAUCACUUCCUUUGUGUUUAUAUGGCAUUGUCUGUGUUGCUGUUUAGAGUAAAUAAACUGUUUAUAUAAAGGG